Messenger RNA from Teleopsis dalmanni, 858 nucleotides. RefSeq lists its product as uncharacterized. NCBI's taxonomy places the organism in Eukaryota, Metazoa, Arthropoda, Insecta, Diptera, Diopsidae. The transcript has 2 exons. The coding region runs from base 1 to 858 and encodes 285 amino acids. The record is from RefSeq and is a predicted model, not a curated record.
AUGGUUCAAAUUCUGGAGGCUGGUGAUAUGUAUGCAGUGGUGACUGGGGCUGAACUACCGCAAGAAGAAAAAAAAUUAGUAUGGCAGAAAAUUGAUACAAGGGCUCGUCGUACUAUAUCCACGUCACUGGGUAAACAACCUUUGUUGCAAAUACUUCAUUGUGUGACUGCAAAAGAAAUGUGGGAUACACUAAAAAGUGUGUAUGAACAAACGUCAAGAUCUAACGUCUUAUUUUUGCAGCAGAAGUAUUAUAGUUAUAUUAAAGUUUCGGAGGACGACAUUGCAACCUUUUUAUCCAAACUAAUGGAAAUUGUACAGCAUCUUCGUGAUCAAGGCGAAUGUAUAUCUGAUUCAAUGAUAAUUACGAAGGUUGAACCAAAUGCAAAUCAUUGCAGAAGCUAUGAAGCUUUAAUGUGUAGCACAAAUGCAAGCUGCAGUGGAAAUAAUUGGGUUCUUGACUCAGGAGCAACGGAUCAUAUGUGUCAUAUAAAGGAGUGGUUUGAAAGUUUGAGAAACCACAAUGAUAUAGUCAGGGUUGGCGAUGGACGUGCUAUUAAAGCGGCAGGUAAAGGAAAUAUUGUCGUUUUGGUUAGUGAAGGUCAUAAAUGGGUGCAGAAAGUACUGAAAGAUGUACUUUAUGUUCCAGGCAUCCAAUAUAAUUUAUUUUCAUCAACAAAGGCACUAGAUCGUGGUUAUAAAUUCCAUUCUGACAGUAGUACUUGUAAAUUUAUCAGAGGAGACGGAAGUACUGUUGCAGUGGGAGUUCGAAGAGGAAAGUUAUUUAAUAUGCUGAUUAAGGUUCCAGAAGGCAUCAUGUUAAAUGUAGCAGUCGCCGACAACUUACCUUUGCAAAUAUGA